GACGACGGAUUUGUCCUUUGUGAUUUAAACAUCAUUCGUAAAAAGCUACAAGUAUGGAGGCAGCUGUUCCCACGAGUCAGACCGCUUUUUGCUCUCAAGUGCAAUCCUGAUCCGAUGGUAGCUGCGGUCUUAGGUCAAUCGGGUGUUUGCGGUUUCGACUGUGCGUCCCUGCCCGAAGUCGAAUUGGCCCUGAAGUCGGUCAGCAAUAAUCCCCGUCUUUUGGUGUAUGCAAAUCCUCAGCGUGCAGAAAAAGACUUGGAAAUGGCUUUGUCUCUGGGUGUACGGGCUCUAACCUUCGACGGACCAGAGGAGCUGCACAAAGUCCACCGCGCCUAUCAACAGCGACUGGCUGCACAGUCAAACUCACGACCUCCGCAAAUGAUUUUGCGUAUCCUAGUUCCAGACGAAAGCUCAACCGUACCAUUGGGAGAAAAGUUUGGUGCCUCUCCUGCUCGUAUAGCGUCGCUGGCGAACUUGGCUUUGACUCUUGGUUUGCGAAUCAUAGGGGUGUCUUUUCACUGUGGAUCAGGGAAUCACGAUCCUCGCGCGUAUCGAAUUGCUAUCGAGCUCGCAGCCGAAGCAAUUCAAACAAUCGAUCUUGUACAGAAAGACCACAAGGCAGCUUGUUGGUUAUUAGACAUUGGAGGAGGUUAUCCUGGCCUCGAUGGAAUGGGAGGGGACGCUGGCCGAUUCUGCGGCUCAAAAGUAAAACUAGACGAGUCGCUAGUACAAGAGGACGAAACAGAAACUACCGAGAAGGUUUCCAACAUUGUUUCACCAUUGUUGAACAAACUAUUCCCCCAUGAACAGAUACAUUUUGUCUCUGAGCCUGGGAGAUAUUUUGUAGAAGGGGCGUUCGCUUUGUGCAGUAGAAUCUACCAGGCUCAAAGCGAGUAUGCCAGCGAGAGCCGACACACCGUUGUCCGUCGUCACUACUUUAUUGCCCAGGGUGUCCAGGGCAUGUUCAAGGACUGCUUACUCUGCAACGAAGUAUUCACUCCUGUUCCUUUGUUCGUAGAUAGUUGUUGCACCGAUGUUAUCAGAAUUCCGAGUGUAAUCCAUGGUCCAUCUGGAGAAUUAUACGAUAUUAUUGCCCGUGACCACCCGUUGCCGUUCCUUGAGGCUGGAGAUUGGCUUCUUUUCGAUCGUAUGGGAGCAUAUACUUUAAGUAUUGCA
Messenger RNA from Phaeodactylum tricornutum CCAP 1055/1, 1176 nucleotides. RefSeq lists its product with no specific name. NCBI's taxonomy places the organism in Eukaryota, Bacillariophyta, Bacillariophyceae, Surirellales, Neidiaceae. The record is from RefSeq and is a predicted model, not a curated record. The annotation marks the transcript as partial. The transcript has a single exon. Gene Ontology annotation, molecular function: ornithine decarboxylase activity. Gene Ontology annotation, cellular component: cytoplasm.